AAUGCGUUGUGCAGCAACCGAGGGUAACGAAGGGUCACUCCUGGAGUUCCGUGAUUGCUGGCAGUACAAGUUAGCAAGGCGAAUCUACAGCGUGCGUCGCGCCGUCAACGUCGACUUCCCGCUUUUCGGGAAACCUUAGACAUCAGCGGUCGCCAUCGUAAUAUAAGCUCGACGGUGGCACAUAGAUUUCGUCGACCACCACCCGCAUUAGAGAAACGGAACAGGCCGCGUGUCCUAGACGCGGCGCAAGGAGGGUCAAAGAAACUUCGCCGUAAUGCCCGUGCAGGACGUUUCCUCGGACCUUCCAUAUGACACCCUCGAAAAGGCCGCGGCAAUGACGGCAGGAAUCCCGGCGGGAAGUCCGGCGGGAAUGGCGGUGCAGGGAAGCCCGUACGCCAAGAUCCGCACGACAAUCUACUCCCCGCUCUUCCUCGUCGCGUCGGCCUUGCUGCUCCUCGCGCCGGUUAUCUAUUUAUCCACCGUCUUCUCCGUCGUUCCCGUCAGCCCUAGGUUCAUUCUCUCUUGGCCUCCUCGCUCCGCCUCUGCUUCCCAUCGCGACGCCGCGUCGCCGGCUUUCACGGCGCGCUCUGCGGAGGGUUUCCUGGGUGACAACGGUGGGCGGUCGGAAGUUCAGACUAUGGUGGUGGGAACAGGCCAGACCAUAGUGGUGGUCGGCAGCAAGCGAGACAAUAGCGAGGGUUCUAAUAUCGAGAGUGACACCCUGGAGACCGUAAGAGCCAGCGACAGCGGAGAAAACGCGACCGCAGAGGGCGAUGGGACAGCAGCAGCAGCGGAGGCAGCGGGAGGGAAAGCAGAGACAGCGGAAGGAGGAGCAGAGGGGGCACUGCAGCGCAAGGAAGACGAGGAGGCCGAGAGAGAUACUGGAGCGAGUCUACCUACCGCUGUGCCUCUGUCAACAGCGCCCACCGCUCUGCCUCCCCUCCUCAACAUCACGGACCGCAUUCCCGGCUCUCGGCUUAUCACAAAACGCCAUGUGGACGCCUUUCGUGCGCGGUGGCGGUGCAUCAGCGAAUCGGGACGGUGGGAGAUGGACGAGACGCCUCGGCCCCUCCCCUGGGCGCUCCCGAAUUACACGUUCGGAGGGUGUGAUGUGGUUUUUACUAGGCACCGCAAAACCCACCUUGCAGGUCCGGAUGCCGAUGCUGUGGCGCUUAGUCCGGAUGCGCAGGGUCGGUGGGUGGUUCGGGGAUCGCUGAUGUAUGACUGGAGGGUGGAUGAGGGGCGGUGUGGAGGAGGAUUGAGGGAGUUUGAGAGUGGGAGGAUGUGUGAGGUGGUGGGCGGCGGAGGGAAGAACAUUGCGUUUAUAGGCGACUCGUUAACGGGACAGAUGCAUACGUCGUUCUUCAAUCACAUGCGCAUGGUUCAGCGCAAUCUGUUGGGAAGCAACAGCAACACCAACGCUAACAGCAGCAGCAGCAGCAGCAGCAGCGGCAGCAGGGUGGGGGAAAGCACGGCAGCAGAGCAGCGACCGUACAACCAGCUGUGCUGUGGGGGAGUCCUGCAGGAGAACCCAACUCUGGGCGAGUGGCAGGUGUGCGAAGGAGCAGCCUUCUGCUCAGCUGCACAGGAAGAGGGGGAGGAGCAGGAGCAGCAGCCUGGGGAGGCAAGAGCUGGAGGGAAGGCAGGAGGAGCCGGUCUAUUUGUCGCUGACUUCAUAAGGAAUGAUUUUCUCACAGUGGUGGGUCAUCCCAGGUGGAAUCUGGACACCUUUGCAGUGGAGCUGCCGUUCCUGGGUUACAUGACUGGUAACCGCUGCGAUGUGAUGAGGCCGGAGAGUGAGAUGGAGGGAGUGGUGAACAAAAGCAAGAAAAGGAACAGACGGCAGAUGAGGGAGAAGAGGGGGAGAAAGGGGAAAGUGCACGUUGGAGUGGUCAUUGCGUCUGGCCAGGGCGGUGAGGAUGAGGCAAAAUCCGCUGCUGCUCUUAAGCCGGUGUUGUCUUCACCGGCUGCACUGUACAAGAAGUAUGACAUCUUUGUGAUGAAUCGCGGGGCACACUAUGCGGAGGAUGAUGUGUUCAUCCCAGAGCUUCGUGAGACGAUGCUUGCGUUGCGCACGCAUUUCCCUAACGCCCUAAUUAUUUACCGCAACACCCCACCAGGACAUGUCAACUGCACGCAAUACUGGGAGCCCAUUCCCAGGCGACAAUCACCGGAGGAGCUGCCGUACAAUUGGGGGGAUUUCAAAAGGCAGAAUGAAAUGGCUCGUGAAAUUGUGGAGGCAGCAGGUGCAGUGUAUCUAGAUGUGGAUGCCAUGACUUCCCUGAGACCAGAUGGGCAUUUAGGGAAGAACCGGCGUUACAAGGUGGACUGCCUGCAUUAUUGCCUACCUGGCCCCAUAGAUCUCUGGACCAGGAUGCUCUAUAAUGUGCUUCUAGAGGUGCUGUAGUGGCGCUUAGGUUGUAGAUAAACAUUAGUGUGAUUGGGUUAGGGAGCAUUUCUGCAGUUAGCCCUUCGAUAUUCGGCGCACUCUAG
Closterium sp. NIES-67 is the source of this 2493-nucleotide messenger RNA. The record is from the annotation of a GenBank genome assembly. Lineage: Eukaryota; Viridiplantae; Streptophyta; Zygnematophyceae; Desmidiales; Closteriaceae.